CGGCGCGGGGGCGCCCCCCUCGGCCGGGCGCUCGGGUUACAGCCGCGGCUCCCCGGCUUCCCCGCCCGCGCCCCGCCGGUUCGCCGGCGCCGUGAGAGACAUUGUAACGGAACUGGGACGCCAGCGCUGCAUUGUGGGAGCUUUUAAAGCGGCGGGGAACGUGGCCCGGCCGCUCGGGCCCACCGGGCCAAGCUCACCCCGGCGCCCCUAGCACGGCCCCGCCGCCGCUCGUACCACCACACACCCAACACCGCCGAGGCCUGUGGACCGGGAAGCCCGAAGUGGUGAGGUGACCGGUGCCUACUGACUCUCACAGGAGCACAGGCUUCCAUAGCCCGGGGUGAGACUUGUAAAACUGCCCUCUACGGUCAUCCCGGAAAGUAGGAGGCUUUUUCUGCAGACCCUUAAAAAAGAAAAAGAAAAAGAAAGCCCUUCCAUCCCCCAAGAACUGGGUUUGAAUUGCUUUUCCUCUGGAGUGGCAGUGAUUCAGCGACCCCCUUCUCAGCAGCAGGCAGUGACAGAGACAGGAGACGAAAAACACAGCGAAUGAAUCAGACGCUAUCUUGGAAGGGGAAUUAUGAGUUAGGAAGCACAGAAGGGGCCAACCUAAGGCAUUUCAAGAGAUGAGAGACAGGCUGCCCACUCAGAAGCAUCAUCCCACCCAGUAGGAAGAGAACCCAAAUUAAGGAUUCCAGAAAUUCCAAACAAGCAACAAUGUGAAAAAGAAGCCUAGUGCAGCAGAGGUGAUCUGGAUCCAGGAAGAAAUGGAAGAUGCCUAUAAUAAAAACCUCAUCUCUGAAGAGACCAACAAUAGCACAUUCAUCAGAAGCCAAGUUGGAGCCCAGGAGGAGACAACGGAAGCCUGGGCUCAGGGGCCCAGGUUAGAGGAAAGUAAAGAGACUUUUCUUCUAGCCAAGACGAAAGGCAUGCAGGCCAGUCAGGAAACUCCAGUGGCCCUGCAGAGUGAACUCCAUGAGCAGGAAGAUAAAAUGGAGAACCAAGCACAAAGAAAAGACACCCAAGACAGUCUCCCAAUGACACAGCGAUCUUUAGUACAUUUUUUUUCGACAACGAAUUCAGAUAUUACCCUGCCAUUGUCAUGGUCAUUAUCCUAUGAAGUGCCUCUUGAUUACAAUCUGUCUAGCCCACAAUUUAGUGGAAUAACUAUAUCAACAAUUGGGCAGAAGACUCCUAAAACUACAGGAGUGGGCCUUUCCAGAUUGGAAAACAGCUUGGGAGUCAACAGCUCCAUAAUGACAAAGAGACAGGCUCUGCUCCUUGCUGCUGAGACACCAGUAACUGGGGAAGGAGAAGAUUAUUUCCUAUCUUUGUUUGGUGAUUCAAAGAAACUUCUUCCACAUUCAUUCCAUGCUGAGAAAGCCUGGAAACACUUUUCUAUGAUUCUUGAAGAAGUGGGCCAAUCUAGAUCCAGUGCUCUUGGAGACAUUAAAAUAGCUGAAGUAAAUGUCAAGGGUUUAUUUGUGAAACUCAUUAACUCUUCCCUUGACAAAGAACUGGAGAUUGGAGGUCAUAUUCUCCAGCAAAAUGUGAAUGGACAAACAGUCUCUUUGUACCGCUUCCCUCCAAAUAUCAUAAUGCAGGCCAACUGCACAAUAACAGUGUGGGCAGCUGCAUCUGAAGCAAAGCAUCAGCCACCAUCAGAUUUUCUUUGGAGAGAACAAAACAAGUUUAGAACAAGCCCAAAUUGUACAACGAUUCUGUGCAAACCUAAUGGUGAAGCUGUUGCCUGGUACACUCCUAUUCACUGGAAGCAAGCAUGGGAGAAAUUAGAGACUGACAUUGAAUUUGACAGAUGCUCAGUAGUAAGUACAACGUCUCGAAGACACAUGUUUAAUUGGCCAGCAGCUAUAACUACAACUAAAGAAAAACAAGAUAAAUGUAAUAAAGAUAUCUCAAAAUAUCAGAUGGAACGAGUCAGAGUUUUUCUCAAAAGAGAAAAAGAAACCCCACCAAACCCUUUGCCCAAUAGCAGCCCUUGGUGCCACAGCCCCAGUGUCCCUGCACAUCCCUACAGUCCUCUGAUUGAAACUUGCAAUACGUGCAUGACUGAAAGCAGCUUAGAUAGACAGCCGAGGCCUCAGUCAUCCAGGCCUGAUCCAGCCCAGGGACCAAGUAAAAUAUGACAUCUGAGUUACAAAAGCAAAUAGGCAGUCAACUCAACUUCUAAAGGACAAUAAUAUCCAGAUCUAGAGAAGACAAGGAUGCCCAACAUGUCACAGACAGCCUUCCGCAAAGGAGAGGAAGCCAGCAGCAAGCAAGAAAAUGGUUUCUUUUUGAAAAGAUAAUUCUUCCGGACUUUACGGUAAUCUUUUCUUAAAGAAGGAAAUAGAGUUUGUGGUCAAGUUAAACCAUUUGUUUGCUGGACUGUUAAGAAGAGAAACAUUGGUCAAAAGUAAAACCAUCCCAGUCUUCACAUUAUGCACAUGAUGUUCCGCCAUCACUAAUUUCUGUUAUAACCUGCCUGUCUGUUAGGUCUACCCUCCCACCAUUUCUGCAGAAGCAUUUUCCAAAAGCACGUCUCAGGAAUUCUGAAUCUGUGGUCUGUCUGAUUCUUUACACUUGGAAUCUGGUCUGUCUCAUUAAAGCAUGGAUUAACUGAGCUUCCUAAUCACUGAAAGUAGUAGAUGAGGUUUCCAUGGAGUAACUGGUUGGGAGUUUUUAAACCUGCCUACACUUACCUCAAAUUCAUCCAAAAUCGUGUCUUCUAGCUGCAGUACUAAGUACAAAAUCCCAUGGAAGGGAAAUGCCAAGAAUGUUUCAACUAAUCUAAGGGAGCACUUUUUUUCCCACAUUCUUAUUCCUUAUUCCUUAACAAUCUUAUUCUAUACCUAUCACAAGUAUAGAAUUUAAAAAAUAAUGAAAUUUGCUCAUUUGUAAUGUUGACUCUCUGUGUAGUCAGAAGGUAUGAUUGUUUCCCUUUCUGAGAAACACAUCCAGUCUAUACCAUGUAAACCUGCUUAACUUAAUUUAAUUUACAUUGAUUUAUGUGUAUUUAUAUAGCAUAUGAAGAAAGAUGGGGCAUAUACAGUCCUAGAAUGUGAGGAGUGAGAAAGUAAGGAUUUUUCCCAGUAUCUGUUUAAAAAAAAUAAAGAAAAGCAAAA
This is a messenger RNA of Callorhinus ursinus (northern fur seal), 3122 nucleotides long. Lineage: Eukaryota; Metazoa; Chordata; Mammalia; Carnivora; Otariidae. The record is from RefSeq and is a predicted model, not a curated record.